This is a messenger RNA of Hordeum vulgare subsp. vulgare (domesticated barley), 949 nucleotides long. RefSeq lists its product as uncharacterized. NCBI's taxonomy places the organism in Eukaryota, Viridiplantae, Streptophyta, Magnoliopsida, Poales, Poaceae. Bases 370 to 843 code for a protein of 157 amino acids. The record is from RefSeq and is a predicted model, not a curated record. The transcript has 2 exons.
GAUAUAAAGGAUGAUGUAUGUAUUUAUGGUUCAGGUGAGAUCGCUCUGGAGUAGUGUGGAAACAGAUGACGUUCUUGCUUCAGCACGUGAUCUGUUCCUGACGAGCACCAGCAACGGACGAGGGCCUGACGAGCACCAGCAGCGGGACCAGUGCGGACGAGAGGAGCACCAACACCAGCGCGGACGAGAGCUGACGAGACGAGCACCAAAACCAGCGCAGACGAGACGGGAGCUGACGAGCACCAGCAGCGAAUCGGGAGCGGAGGAGAUCCGGCCAGAGGUGGCGGCCGUGGGCAAUGCGGCCCGAGUCGUGAGCGGGAUCCGGCACGUGGACAGCAGGAUCCGGCGGGAUCUGGCGGCUGGAGGCGGAUGCCGGCUGAAGGCGACGGCGGCUGGAUCCAGCGGGACGAGACGAGGUGGAGGCGGCACCAGUUCAUGUACUCGCACCCAGAGUCCGCGUGCGGGUUGGCGACCAGGAGCCUGGCCAGGGUGGCCCCUAUCACGGCGUUCGGGGCGACGAGGAGCUGGAUGGAGGCGAGCGGCGCGGCCACCGGCGAGCCCGAGGGGCUCCAACGCCAGCAUGCUAGCCGCCGCGGCCUGGAGGUGGAGAUGCGCACGAAGGAGCGCAGCCUCCGCGAGGCGCAUCUGGCGCGAGCGGCUGCCACGCCCGCGACGUGGAUCGGCGCCUCAAUCCAGCGACGAGCCCCCUGCUUCGAGCGAGUAGGGCGAGACCGGAUACAGCGGGGGCUGAGACGGGAUCCAACGACGGGAACAGAAAAAAAAUUGGAUCAUGAGGACGAGUUGCGGCCGGCGUCCGGAGACCUAAACCUGCCCUGUUUAUAAAAAUAGGAUAGUGACGGUGACAGUAGGUAAUUAUCACCAAAUUUACAAGGUAAUAGGUCAUUAGUAAUCCAUAAUCUGAUUUUAGCUGGGGUAGAGUAGAUUAUGA